Molecule: messenger RNA, 3044 nt
Organism: Pomacea canaliculata
Lineage: Eukaryota; Metazoa; Mollusca; Gastropoda; Architaenioglossa; Ampullariidae
Exons: 5
Coding region: 160-1806 (548 amino acids)
Source: RefSeq, a predicted model, not a curated record
UUUGAUCAAGGGUUAAACGCGCUUUGGACAAAGAUGUUCCUCAUCAAACUUUUGGUUAGGUACUGUCACGUCUUACAUGACCGUUCGCUUUGGAACUAUAUAAAUACGAAGAACUAAUCGAAAGUAAUAUAACAUCACUUUCCUAAGAUUCUGCCAGUCAUGUCGAUGACUUGUUUUUGCUUCGUUUGUCUUGUUUUGAUCAUGGCUUCGGAACUUACACAGGCAUCGCUGCCUAGUAACAUCGACGUAAGUACUUACGAAGAAGGGAAAAGGCAGUUCGAGUUGAUCAGACAUCAGUCACAGCUGCCUCAGUAUGGACAAUGUUGGAAGGAUGCAAUGGAUUUUAUUGACAGCGGCUGUAAACAGCUAUCGGACGAUAUGCAAGGAAGAUUGUCUCUGGCAUACCUUAACUGUUUUUUGCGCUUACAAGGUAGACAACUUUAUGAUUGCGAUCAAACAAAGUCUGUUGAAGAGUGCACAAGAGAUAUGGCUGAUGUGGAUCGUGGGUCGUUCACGACAUUCUUCACCCACACACAAAGUAUUUGCUACUUUCUGCAGGUACAGAUCUGGAACGAGGAGACAGAGACUACCAUUUCGCGAUUGGCAGAGACGUCUGCUCACGUAGCAUCUAAGAUCCAGCAGUCUUCUGUUCUCCAGAUGGAAAUGAUACGACAGCAAAACUUAACUCUGAAAAACCAGGAGAUUCUGAUGAAGAGUGCAACAAACCUGUCGCUCCAUCUUGCUACAUCAGCGCGGGAGAUGGAAGCGGCGUUUAGUAAUGUUCGCGAAGCUACUCAGGCACAGCGCAUACUCAUGGCAGAUAUGUUUGACCACUUAAUCAGUCUGAAGCAAGUAAUUCAUGGAGAGUUUUCUGGCUUCUAUGCAAUCCUCUAUUACUUCUUCUCCAUACUGGUAUCCUAUCUGUUAACAUCUACUGCCAGAACAUCUGGUGCUCGAUUUUGGCUGUUUGGCAUAAUGACAGCCAGUGCCAUUUGUGAAUACUCCAUACAGAUGUGGGCACCACAGUUUCUCACUUGGUGUUUGACAGAUUUUUCAGAAAUGGAUGACUGGGUUUACUGGUUACGCCAGAAAUGUCGGAAACUCUGUUUGUGGUGUGGUCUGGUGUUGCUUGGUUUCUUCGUGUAUAGAUAUGAAGAUAUCAACACUGCUAACCACAGGCUUUUGAUGGAGAUCAGGAAACAGAACUCAGAUCUCAAACACCUUUUGUCUGGUCGUCACUUUGGUAUACAGCCUCAGAUUAAACCAGGAGUAACAGAAAAUUUUGGAACCAUCACAGGUGAUCGUACUUUAGAUGAUGGUAGUGAUUUCAGCAGCACAGAAACUGCAUGUGGAAGUGUGGAAUCAGAUGAAACGUACAUACACCACGAAUCUGAAAUCACCACCUCAGAGUCAGACAGUUACACCACAGCACAGACACUGCAAGGUGAUGCUGUCGAUUCUAAUGCUGAAAUUAACUCAUUGCUGGAAGAACUAAAGGAGCUGAGGGGUGUCACAUCUUUGAGGGAGAUGUCAGGCCAUGUGGAACAGUGGGUGAUGACUGGAAGAUAUCCCCCUUCUUCAGCUGCCGUGUACAAUGGGCCAAAGCAUGAUGAGAGUAAUUUGCAUUUGAGUUCGCGGUAUCUGUUACGACCACGCCAAGUCAGGAUUAACCCUGCUGUUUCUCCAGCAGUAGAGGUUGAAUCGCCUCAUAGUUUUGCCAAGACAGUCAGGCAGCUGGAGAGGCUGGCAAAGCAGAACAGCAAGCUGGUCCGUGUUGUCACAGCAAAGAAAGCUCAGAUGUGUUAAUGGUUGAUAGAGAAAGAUAACAUGAACAUUGAGCACAUCACUAUGAUAAUGUGUAAACAGAGGGUGUCAGGGCUUAAUUAUACAGGAAAAGUGUAAUCAGUAGCACACACCUUGUAGAAUUAAAGUCUGAUCAGCUAAUCCUUGGAGGAAAGAUACUGUGAAUGUAUCCUAAUAAUAAUCAUAAUAUUAGUAAUAUAUAAAUUUGUAGAAUGCAUUUCCACAUGCAGAAGUAAGCGCAGUGUGCUGAGGGCAGAAAAGAUACUGUAAAAGUUUUGUCAUGAUAAGGAAUUCAAUCAGUACACUUCUUACUGCAAAGGCAGAAGGGAACGAAGAUCAUUUGGUCAGGACUCUAAAGCUCUGACAUCUCUAGAAAGGACAAGAAGAGCUGAUGACAGCUGGAAGGGGUUGUUAGAGAGGCUACCAAAGCAGAACAGCAAGCUGGUGCAUGUUGUCACAGCAAAGGAGUUAGAAAGUGUUAAUGCUGACAAGGAGAGAUGGUAUGAACCUUGGGCACAAGUCGCUAUAUGUGAAUGGAGGGUGCUAGAGCUCAGAAUGGUUCAGGAAUUGUGCAAGAUAUUUGAAUAAUUGCAUUUUUCAUCCUUUAUUUUGUUUUACAGCUAUUUUAGCCUUAGCUUUUACUCUGGCUUUGUUUGAGGUUAAUGGUUCUCCAGGUGUGCAACCUGUGUGAGAUGUUUGUGAUGAUUUUAACUGUGCCAUAUACAGUAUAAAAAUUGACUACAGCUUUAAUUAAAAUCAUGACAUAGUUGAAAUAUGUUUAAGGGAAUAGUUGAUGCUCAUUUUUUCCCAGCCCAUACAUUUAUAGUCAAAAUACAAGAUUUUUUAAAUGAAACCUUUCCCUACCACUUGGGAUUUUUGAGAUACAUUUUUUAUAUAAUUGUAUGAAACCAGUGGAUAGACUGAAAAUCAAGCAUGAUUUAAUUAAAUACAGGGAAUAAAAUAUAAAUGCUAUGGAAGAUAAAAAUGAUAUAGGUGUUGCAUGGGGUGGUUUUAUAGGGAGCAUGUUUGUCAUUAAAAACAUUUUUUCGUUUACAAAAAUGUGAAAAGUUUAAUUGUAAAUUUCAUGCUGAUGUGCCCUUUGUAUGAGAUUCUCUGCAAGAUCAACUUCAUUAUUAUCAAUAAAAUGUGUAACAACUUAGACAUCUGUCACCACAAAGAAAACAAAACUGUGUUCAAAGCCGUAUCAACAGUUGAAAGCUAGACAUGCACAAUAAAAUGUG